Molecule: messenger RNA, 1279 nt
Organism: Daucus carota subsp. sativus
Lineage: Eukaryota; Viridiplantae; Streptophyta; Magnoliopsida; Apiales; Apiaceae
Exons: 4
Coding region: 441-962 (173 amino acids)
Cellular component (GO): cytoplasm
Molecular function (GO): mRNA binding
Source: RefSeq, a predicted model, not a curated record
UGGCAGAUUUAAGUUCACCAUGAUGAAUAUACAUGGCAAGAUUUUGGCUUUAGCACAUCCAAGUGAAAAAAGAGAAGCAAUAAGAGGACAAGGGCAUCUUUGUAAUGUGGAAGGGGGAAUUUAUUGGUAAGUGUUCAGUGUUGAUGACUCCCAACCUUAGAAGCCUCAAAAGAAUACGCAGCUCAAGCCUUUAUCAAAAUUCACUAUAAUUAUCAGCCUCUUUACCUAAUACAAUCUCUUAAUUAUAUUCCCUUCCUCCCUGCUUUUUUUUUCUUCUUUAAUUUUUGAUUCCGUUGUACUAUUUUUUUGGUCCAGCUUCACAAUUUGCCUCGAUUUCAGGACCCCUCCUCCAAGUAUAUAUACCCCUCCCAUCCUCAAACAAGCUUCACAUAUUCCAUUAUUUCAAUCAUCUCUCCACCAACAAAUUGUAAUUUGCUUUCAUGUUCCAAGGAAAUAUGAACAGGCCAGGAGAUUGGAACUGCAGGUCAUGCCAGCACCUCAACUUCCAGAGGAGGGACUCGUGCCAGCGAUGCGGUGAGCCGAGGCACGGCAGCAUUGAGAGAGGUGUGAUCGACUUUGGAUUCGGCUCAGGCUCGGGGAUGAGGAAUGCAGGGUUGUCGCCAUUUGGCCUGACGGGCCCGGAUGUCAGGCCUGGAGACUGGUACUGUAAUAUUGGAAACUGCGGUGCUCACAAUUUUGCAAGCCGCUCUAGCUGCUUCAAAUGUGGCGCCUUCAAGGAUGAAACUGGUGGUGGAGGGUUUGAUGGCAGUGCUGCUGACAUUUCUCGCGGAAGAGGUUUUGGAAGUAUUGGAGGCGGAAGUGGUAGCAGCGGACGCUCUGCAUGGAAGUCCGGUGAUUGGAUUUGCACCAGGUUAGGAUGCAACGAGCACAACUUUGCUAGCAGAAUGGAAUGCUUCAGAUGCAAUGCCCCCAGGGAGCCUGGCAGCAGAUCUCCCUAUUAGCCACAUGAAAUAUAUUUUGGUAAGCUAAAAUUUAUGAAAGUGAGAAGAUCAAGUAGCACAGUAUUCGACAUGCAUGAAAUCUGAGUCAUCCCUUUUUGGCCCUACGUAGCCCAGCCCCAUCAAUCUCCUCUCUUUUUCUCUUUUCCUUUUACUUUUGUAUGCCCUUUAUAGUCCUUACUCAUAAGGAGCUUUUUCAUUUUCAUCUUUUUAUUUUUCUGCUUCUUAAAUCCAUGGACUAUGUUUCCAAUAUUGAAUUAGAUCUGACUUCUUUGUUUUGUGAGAUGCUUUUAUUAUAAAAUGUUAUAGCCAUUUACUUC